Molecule: messenger RNA, 956 nt
Organism: Plutella xylostella (diamondback moth)
Lineage: Eukaryota; Metazoa; Arthropoda; Insecta; Lepidoptera; Plutellidae
Product: SCP2 sterol-binding domain-containing protein 1
Cellular component (GO): cytosol
Source: RefSeq, a predicted model, not a curated record
AUCGGUCACCAUUGCAGUAAGAAAAGUACACAAACCAUUAUUUUGUAAUCACUAAUCUUGGAGUAAGAAGUGAAAGCUCGGGUGUGCAGAGUUUGCCGGGCAGUCGCCGCGCGCCAACGGGUCUUGCUACACACCGACACCACCACCAUAACAUGGGCGCAUCACAAAGCGACAGUUCCAGCCUGUCCAAGGCCGAGCUGGUGGCCAAGAUCAUGGAGAGGAUCACGAGCAUCGGCCCCGAGCGGGUGCGGGAGCUGGGCGGCGUCUACCUCUUCAACAUCAUCAAGGGACACGCCGUCUACUCGUGGACGCUGGACCUGAACGAAGUAACCGUCCGAGAAGGCGAGCCGGACGAGGACCCCGACACCACGUUCACGCUGACCGAGCACUACUUCCGACAGAUGGUGUCGGGCCGGGAGGCGCCACGCCAGAUCAUGCAGGCGGGCCGCUGCUCCGUGACCGGCGACAUCAUGCGCGCCAUGAAGCUCGAGCCCUUCAUUAAGAUGGAUUAAGGGCGCCCUUGUUAAGGGUAACACAGGACGAUGGGUUUUUGCCUGGGUAACGCAAACUAUACUUGGUAAAAUGUAGCAUUAGCCCCCCUAUGACAGGUGUGAAAUCCAUACGUUGUAUCUGUCAUUUGAUGAUUUUUAAGGGAAAACUGUUUUUAUUCAUCAGGCGUAUUAGCAUCUGUCAAUCAUACGUCAUAGGCCCCGUGCUAUAUUGUACAAAGUAUAGCGUCUUGUGAGCGUGUCAUUGGCAAACACAAGAUCGAAACGGGAAUAGUUACAGUUAAUAUAUGUGCGGAUUGAUGAUACAAAUAACUAACAAACUCUUAGUUAGUGAACUGUAAUAUACUGAAGUAUAAUUAGAGGCCUAGAUUAGAUUUUUAAAUUACUAUUAAUUAGAAAUAAAUUUAUCGAUAAUGGAAAUAAAGGUUACCAAAUAAAACCAGUAAA